This is a messenger RNA of Eurypyga helias (sunbittern), 1066 nucleotides long. It is a transcript of the gene ZC3HC1, whose product is annotated as zinc finger, C3HC-type containing 1. The transcript is spliced from 7 exons. NCBI's taxonomy places the organism in Eukaryota, Metazoa, Chordata, Aves, Eurypygiformes, Eurypygidae. Gene Ontology annotation, cellular component: nucleus. The record is from RefSeq and is a predicted model, not a curated record. Gene Ontology annotation, molecular function: zinc ion binding. The annotation marks the transcript as partial.
GAAGGACGCGUCUGACUGGUCAGAAUCAGCUAAUGGAUCUUCUCAAAUGGAUGCUCUCUCCUUGGAGUCUGCCAGCAAGGAAGCCUAUUUCAGCAGAGUAGAAACAUUCACCCCGCUGAAGUGGGCAGGCAAACCCCACGAGCUGUCCCCCCUGGUUUGUGCCAGGUAUGGCUGGACCAACGUGGAGUGCGACAUGCUGAAGUGCUCCAGCUGCCAGGCCUUCCUCUGCGUGAGCCUGCAGCUCGCGUUCGACUUCAACAAGUAUAAGGAGCGCUGCGCGGAGCUGAAGAAGGCCUUGUGCACCGCUCAUGAGAAGUUCUGCUUCUGGCCGGACAGCCCCUGCCCAGAUCGCUUUGCCGUGUUGCUGGUGGAUGAGCCCAGAGCCCUUCUCCAGGACUUCCUGGAGCGCUUUCAGAGCCUGUGUCAGCUAGAGCUGCAGCUGCCCUCCCUCAAACCAGAAGACAUGAAAAACAUGUCCCUGACGGAGGAGAAGAUCAGUCUGCUCCUCCAGCUGAUCGGGGAGGAGCUGGAGCACAAAACAGAGGGAGAGAAACCACCGAUGAAGUUUGCCACGGAAAUUCUGCAAAUGCACGUUCCUGCCUGCGUCCUGGCUCUGUGCGGCUGGACCUGCAGUGCUGCGUCUGGCUCCGUCCACCUCUCGGUGAUCACCUGCUCCCGCUGCAUGAGGAAGGUGGGGCUGUGGGGCUUUCACCAGCUGGAAUCUGCAGGGCCGGAGCUGGACUCCUGCGGCCUGAGCAGCACGCUGCCGGCGCCCGCUGAGCGCUUGCCGCUCGUGCCCACGUCUCCACGCAGGAUGCUCACGCGCAGCCAGGACACGCUCCCUCCAGGCUCUGAGCAGCACGAGAAGAGCCCGUCCCCGGCCUUCUCUCGCUCGCGGGGUUGGGACUCCCCCAUCCCCGUGGACCGGAGUGACUUGGAGGUGGCCAGCCCUACUUUGAGGAGCCGCCCUGUCACUCGCAGCAUGGUGCAGGGGGACAGUGUGGAGGUGCCAUCCAGUCCUCUCCGCAAAGCCAAGAGGGCACGGCUCUGCUCUUCCAGCAGCUCG